This is a messenger RNA of Pichia kudriavzevii, 1014 nucleotides long. RefSeq lists its product as uncharacterized. NCBI's taxonomy places the organism in Eukaryota, Fungi, Ascomycota, Pichiomycetes, Pichiales, Pichiaceae. The coding region runs from base 1 to 1014 and encodes 337 amino acids. The record is from RefSeq and is a predicted model, not a curated record. The transcript has a single exon.
AUGGUCUCCAAACUAGUCUUCAAGGGAGAUAAGACUAAGAAUAAACCAAAGAAAAGAAAUUCAAAUAGAGGUACUGAAAAGGCUACAAAAACUGAAAGGUUUUUCCCUAUUAACGGGCGAUUAAAAAAAAUGAAUGAGAUUGACCUCAAUAGCAUAACCACAGGGUGGACUAUACUCUUCCCCAUAGAUUUAACAUAUGCUAAAAAAUCCAUAAUCGAUAGCAAUUCAGGUAAGCUCCCCAUAAUUAUUACUUUCGAAAAUGAAGAAAAAAAAAGGAUACUUGAAGAGAGAAAAACCACUGAAAAUGGAGCCAUCAAAACAUUCCUGAAGUUUACCGAUGAUUUUGAAACUUCUGACCCUAACGCUAUCAUCAACUACACAGAUGCUGUUUCGUCUCUACCAAUUACAAACAUUGAACCAAAGUCUGUAAACCAAGUUUUUAUUUUGUCUGAUGUGACCUCAUUGUUUGGAUCAUCCAAAAAAUUUAUUGAGUCUAAUAGCUCACGUGCAUCGUUGUAUUCCAUUCAAACUACCACUGGUAAGUACUUGAUGCAUAAUUUGAGUACAAAUGAGCUAGAGUUAUCUGUGACCCUAACUGAAAAUAGCGUUUUCACCCUAAAUCAUUAUCUUCUUGAUGGGAUACCCAAGUAUAGGUUAUGUAUUGGGAAAAACACCACCCAGACUAUGGUUAUUGCAGGUUCAGAUAUACCAAAAGUAAUUAAUGAUGAGGAAGAUGUCCUUGAUUCUAUAUCAAGGUUUACCAUCAAACUAAAAUGUGAAGAUGCAUACACCACAAAACAAAUUCUUCAAGCAUCAUAUGAUGAAUCAAGGCCACAGGAAUCUUCAGGUUUUAUUAGUGGUAACGUAAAGAAAACUGUAUUAGAUUUGGCAAAAAAUGGAUUUAAGUUGAACGACAAAAUAAUAUCCGAAAUCUCUAAUGCUUAUAAAAGUGGAAACUUGAAUGAAUGGGUUGUUGAAUUUAAAGAGAAAAAUGUACACGAUAGAAGAACGUGA